Messenger RNA from Limulus polyphemus (Atlantic horseshoe crab), 1463 nucleotides. RefSeq names its product ATP-dependent Clp protease proteolytic subunit-like (gene ClpP). The record is from RefSeq and is a predicted model, not a curated record. The transcript has 6 exons. Bases 438 to 1187 code for a protein of 249 amino acids. Gene Ontology annotation, molecular function: ATPase binding; serine-type endopeptidase activity; ATP-dependent peptidase activity. Gene Ontology annotation, biological process: protein quality control for misfolded or incompletely synthesized proteins. Gene Ontology annotation, cellular component: endopeptidase Clp complex. NCBI's taxonomy places the organism in Eukaryota, Metazoa, Arthropoda, Merostomata, Xiphosura, Limulidae.
AUAUGUAGACCAUCUACAAUCUCUUUGCUUAGAAAUAACAGUGAUUUGAUAAUUAUUUAUAAUAUAAUAAAUGUCGCGGGGAAUUCAACAGAAAAACUUAUUAAAAUUAACCAUUAUUUAGAAUAGAUCCUAUACCUAUACAUUUAACAUAUAUAUACAAAUCUUGUACGAUUAGUAUUUUUACUAUUGCUAACACUAACAGUACGUAGUGGCGUAUGAUUAGUAAUGCGAAUGCUGUAACAGACUGUAUAUGGUAGUGUUACUGUAAAUAUAUAAUAAAAAGAGGUACAGAACUGUUUAAUAUUGUGAAUAAACGCGACUCUUAUUGACACUAUCAAGACAAUUAAAUCAGAUCUACACCCAAGCCUUCUGUUGUAUUGCAACGCAAAAACGAACUCUCCUAAGCGAAGGGUAGUAUAACAAGAACAAACCUCACGAUGAUCGGGUCAGGAAAGCAAAUCUUUAGAAAGUUUCUUCGAGGGAUCAUCAAGCCUUUGAGUAAUAAUACAGGAAAUUCAUUAGGUUCUAUCCAAUGUAGGUUAUUCCAUAAGUCCAAUGAAAACCUUCUUCCUUUGAUUCCUGUUGUCAUAGAACAAACUGGCCGAGGGGAGAGAGCAUAUGACAUUUAUUCUAGGCUUCUGAAGGAGAGAAUAAUUUGUGUAAUGGGCCCAAUUACAGAUGAGCUGUCUAGUUUGGUUGUAGCCCAGCUGUUGUUUUUACAGUCUGAAAGUAACAAGAAACCAGUUCACAUGUAUAUAAACAGCCCAGGUGGAUCUGUGACGGCGGGUUUAGGAAUUUAUGAUACAAUGCAGUAUAUACUUCCUCCUAUUGCCACAUGGUGUGUAGGACAAGCAUGCAGCAUGGCAAGCUUACUACUGUGUGCAGGAGCACCAGCAAUGCGACACUCUCUACCAAAUUCUCGAAUUAUGAUGCACCAGCCUUCUGGUCAUGCUGCUGGACAAGCUACUGACAUUCAGAUUCAUGCAGAGGAGAUUUUAUACUUGAAAAAGAAGUUAAAUAGCAUAUAUGUGAAACACACUAAUCAGCCUAUUGAGAAGAUUGAAACAUAUAUUGAACGAGAUCGGUUUUUGAGUCCUGAGCAGGCAAAAGAGUUUGGGCUAAUAGACUUUGUGUUGGAACACCCUCCUACACAUAGUGAGGCACACCAAGCUGCAGGCAGUACUUAAAAUGUAUGAAAAAUGAUAUUACUCUUAACUUUCUAUAAGUUUCUUUUAUGAAUGGUAACUAAUUCAUUUAUCUCUCUGUGUAUUUAAGUAAAAAACAUUUUUUUGAUACUGUAAUGAAUAAAACAUUAUGUUAUUAUUAAGUUGAUGAGUGUUAUUCAUAUAAUAAAUUCUUUGAAAAAUAUGAAUAAUCAACAGAACUGUAUAAAUUAUGUUUGUGUGACAAAUAGUGUAAGAAGAAGCAAAAAAAAGAUUAAAAAUAAACAUUUAUCUUGUUUA